This is a messenger RNA of Parnassius mnemosyne (clouded apollo), 231 nucleotides long. The record is from the annotation of a GenBank genome assembly. NCBI's taxonomy places the organism in Eukaryota, Metazoa, Arthropoda, Insecta, Lepidoptera, Papilionidae.
AUGAAAUCUAAAUUGUAUAAAGCAUUUAGUUUACAGGGUAAUUAUAACUGGAUAGGCGAUACUCUUAAUAAUGUUAUUUACGAAUACAAUCACACUUAUCAUCAAACUAUUGGUGAAAUUCCAGCCAAUGUUAAUAAUAAAAGUAAAAAACGUAAGAACGUAAAGAAUGAUAAUGAAAAACGUUUGUCUUCUAGUGAAAACAGUUGGAUCGAUAAGUCAAAUAUAUUGUAA